AAAAUAUAAUUAUAGAUGCCCUCUUUCUUGAACCAUCAGUGAAAUCCCUACCAAAUGUCCCAUUUAAUUGGACAAAGUUUUAAAAUUGUUUUAUUACAUUUUUUUUGUUUAAAUAACUAAAAUGUUCUCUUUUACAACAACUAAAUGUAGAGGUGUACUUCUCUCCUCCUAAAAUCCUAUUCCAUGUGAACAUGGUGACAUGAAUUAUGAAAACAUGAUUACCCUGAUCAUUUUCAUAGGCUUUCAUUUAAAAAGGAGAAUUAGCUAAUUAUUGUCAGAACAGCUAAAUAUUUCUGAAGUAAGAGGGUUUUUUUAAUGUACAUAUUCAUCUCAGUGUCCUUGUGUAGCAUUAAUCCAGAUUCUAAAGGCUUUUUUAAAGUCUGGCCAAGUCCAAAAACUAUUUUUUUUUAACUUAAAAUCACUUUGAUCUAAAACAUCUUCACAAUUUAAUACAGAUUCUUGGUUACAAAGGUUUAGACCGGCUUUGUGUUUGUUUUAGUAAAUUUACAAAAACAUUGAGGACUAUUUUAUGGAAAAAAGCAGGUUGAAGCGCGUUGAAUACGCGAGACCUUCAGCAUCAGAGAAACUAAUAUGAAAACAAAUCAUUGUGAGACACCACAAAAUCAGACUGUUUAGGAGAAAAUUAUUUACUCUUUUUCACACUUUUUUUAAUUGACAGGACGAUAAAAUAGGUAAUAGUACGCCUCCUCUAGUUUCCUUUUCUCCUGUAGUUCAAUCCUCUCUGUAAAUAACCACCUAAUCAAACCAUUGAUAAAAUAAUAUUGAGUUGGGGUCGGACAGAGGAAAGCUGAUUGACAGGCGGUUAGUUUCCAGGACCAACUUGGGCUUAAACUAAAUUAGAACGACAUUUAAACCACAUUUAAGAGCAUUAUAACAUUUUAAAGCCAGAAUUUAACAGAUGGAUUUUGCAAACCAAUUGAAACUUCACCAUCUCUACUUCUCUUAAAUAUUUUUUUUUUUAUAAUUUUCCAGUAUUCUAACAAAUGAAUUACAAUUGAAUAGCACAACGAUCGGCAUGUGAUGGCAAGAAGAAAAUAAAAAUUGGAUUAAAAUGAUAACCAUUUUUAAAGACAACUUUUAAUAAUCGUUAAAACUCAUCUGAGAGGUUAAAAAUCCUAUAGCCAACAUGCAUGAAUGAAUGUCUGACGUGUCAGGUCUAUUUUUGCUGCAUCUGUAUCUUUAUGAACUUCUGACAGGAGAGAAAUGAUAGCAGUACGUUGGCAGAAGAUUCUGCAGAGCUCUGCUGGCUCUUAUCAGAUGUUCCCAUUUCAGCACAGCUGGGUGGCUGUGGGCUGAUGGAGAAACCAGCCAGUCUGUUUCUAGUGCCUUAUUGCAUUGAAUUGUUCCUAUAAAAUGAUGUCACCAAAUCAACCCACAAAAUCAGCGUCAGAACUACUGUAAAUGCAAAUGCUGCUCACGUAGAGGCGCAGCUCAUUCCAUAAACAAGUAGCUUAAAGAUCUAUUCAGAUACAACCUCGCAGAGCUAUCUGAGUCAGAUGUUUUGAGUGUCGCACGUCACAGGAGGCUGGAUGUCAUACAUAAGGCGAAGCGGGAGACCUCCUCUCUUCAGUCAGCCCACGUUAGACACAGCUGCAAAGACACAGCAGCUUCUAUUAGAGCAGAGCAGAAGAGGGAGCUGAGUGUUGCUCACAUUAAAAGGGAUUUUCUGUUCAAGAAGGAGAGAAGGAUUUAUCUGCAAGAAGGCUUGGAAUUUACUGGAAGCUCUGAUUAAAAUCAUUUCUGCAAGAAUUAGACAAGGUGAGUUCAUUUUAUGUGCCUUUUUCUCCCAAUUUAACCACCAGGUUGUAGUGUUAAACUUUAUUGCUUGGCUAUGACACUAAACUGUACUGUUAUUGUUAAAAGUAGAAAAUAGAGAGAUAUUUAAACAAUAUGCAUUGUCCUCAUGCAUUUUGCAGAAACUAAUGAAGGUGGAUUCAGAGUGUAUCCCUCUCUUACAUGUGUUAUGGAAAUUUAACACAGGAUAUCAGGGCUUUUUGUUGUGGUUGGGCGCCUUCCUGUUUCACAGAUCGCUUCUCUUGCCACUCUUGCUGCACAGUCAUAAUGUAAUAAUUAGUGGGAUGGGUAAAAUUAAAAGGCUCCUGUAUUUCCCGGCAUGUCUGAUUUAGUUUCUUUUCUCAUGAAUUUGCAAACCAGCAAGAACAUGGGCACCUGCUUCACCAGAUGCCAUUCUCACCAGACUGUCCUCGAAAAUCAGCCAGAAUCUGUGAUUCCAGGAGAACAGGAAAGUGUGAUUGUCUCUCUGUACGACUACCCAUCGUUAGAGCACACAGAACUGACAAUGCGAAUGGGAGAAAGACUUACCAUUGUGUCAGAUGAUGGAGAUUUUAUGAUGGUGAGAUCUACAACCUCAGGCCGUGAGAGCUACAUUCCUACCAACUACACGGCCAAAGUCAUUGACAGGUGGCUGUACACAGGAAUCAGCAGGUAUAAAGCCGAAGAACUCCUUAAAAAUUCCAGCAACCAGAGCGGCGCUUUCUUGAUCCGAGAAUCAGAGACAAACAGAGACAGCUAUUCACUCUCCAUCCUGCGAAGGACCGGUUCCUCGGACAUAAAUCCUGUGAAGCACUACCGCAUCUCUCAGCUGGAAAACUCCUGGGUCUACAUCUCUCCAGGACUCACAUUCCCUUCCCUUCAUUACCUGGUGGAACACUAUUCAGAGGUUGCAGAUGGACUGUGCUGCCGACUGACGGUGCCUUGCUUCAUCCAAGGGUUGGAUGACCCUCGACCAGUUCCCAUCACUGUCAGAAGACCUACCAUCAACUGGAGGGAAAUUAGCAGGUCUGUGAUCCUCAGGAGGAAGAGAACUGAGUCAGACAACUCUCUGGUGAGCGACGGGCUGAGGGAGGCCAUUAGCUCCUAUCUCCAGUUAACAGAGUGUAAAGAUCACAGCUGGGACACAUGAAGGAAAACGCGGGCGGUCGGUUUGAAAAAAAUGAAGUCCAACAGAAAGAGUAGAGUGAAAUACUACCCUGGGGCUGCUGCAGGUGAAGCAAACAGCGGAAGGAGCUGCUCUGCGUACCCAAAUGCAGUUUUUGGAGGAUUGUUCAGGAACAGAUGAGAGGCUGAGACACUGCACUUCUCAGAGAACGCUCAAAAGGUUCUACGUCUCUAUGGGUGAUGGGUGACGCACAAAGACAGAGGAUGUAACCUGCAAAGUGAAAGGCAAAGAGGCAAUGAAUGUUUCCCCUUAUUUAUGAAAACUCUUACCUAAAAUGUUCUAUUAACAUGACAGCAAUAUGAAUGUAUGUGAAUGUUUUCAUGGUUUUCAUGUUUUUUUUUGUGGAAUCCAGUAUGAUCCAUACGCUACUAAUAAAUCAUUCACAGAAAUAAAUCAACAUAUAUUUACAGGAAUUUUGGGUGUAAUG
Molecule: messenger RNA, 3407 nt
Organism: Cyprinodon variegatus (sheepshead minnow)
Lineage: Eukaryota; Metazoa; Chordata; Actinopteri; Cyprinodontiformes; Cyprinodontidae
Product: src-like-adapter 2
Exons: 7
Coding region: 2135-2944 (269 amino acids)
Molecular function (GO): protein binding
Source: RefSeq, a predicted model, not a curated record